AUGACAAACAGCCUACUUCGUGCGUACAAAGGGAAGAGAAUCACAUGUAUGGAGGGAUUCCCUAUAGAUAUAGUCCGUACUAUUAUGACAAAGCUCGAUGCGACGAGUCUUGCAAGAUGUCGAACAAUAAGAAAGCAGUGGGAUUUAGUCAUCACUGAGCCGCUAUUCAUUUCAGCAUUGCCCAAAUGUCUUAUGGAAGUAAGCAGGCAUAACAUAUUGUUCGUAUGCCAAUCCAUCAACACUCAUGCGAGACCGAAUAUGAUGAAUUUCACUGCGAUGGAUUUGCAAAACGAGGAGACAAGGGUAAUUUCUAGGGGAGUGAAUGAGACUGUUGACAUAUUACAGGUGCACAAACUUUUGCCUAUUACCUGUGAUCUGAUAUGUUUAAAGAGGCUUCAAUCUGUAAGAAUAUUAAAUCCUACUUCCGGUGAAAAAUAUGAAUUGAGAUUACCAUUUCAUCCAUUGUUCCAUUCAAAUUGGGAGGCUAGUUUUGGACUAAAUGUUGAACUUGGUCAGUAUAGCUUUAUGUCACUUGUGAAAUGUUCCAACUAUACUAUGGAAGCUAUGAGAUUAAGUUGGCCAAUAGACCAAAAGUUAUCUCCAAAAAUUGUGAUAUGGAGAAGUAUUCAGCAAACUUGUCCUAGAAUACUUGAACAAGGAAUUUCGGUUGGAAACAAUUUCUACUGGCCAAUCGACAAUCCCUUGCCUUGA
Messenger RNA from Oldenlandia corymbosa var. corymbosa, 711 nucleotides. Lineage: Eukaryota; Viridiplantae; Streptophyta; Magnoliopsida; Gentianales; Rubiaceae. The record is from the annotation of a GenBank genome assembly.